GGAUACGUGCCAGCGCGCGCCUGCCGCGUCGGCAUCCCCGGAGCGCAGCAGGCCGCGGCUGCUGCAGCUAGAAUCUGAGGCCGCUGUUGCUACAGUGGCGCGGCGGGGUGGGGCAGAUGGCUGCGACCGCGGUGGCUGCAGGAACCGGGGCCUCGGCGGGGUCCGAGUCGUCUGAGGGUCCCCCGGGGUCGGCGGCAGCGCUGGAGCUGUGGCUCAACAAAGCCACAGACCCAAGUGUGUCAGAACAGGAUUGGUCAGCUAUCCAGAACUUUUGUGAGCAGGUGAACACCGACCCCAAUGGCCCGACACAUGCGCCCUGGCUGCUGGCCCACAAGAUCCAGUCUCCACAAGAGAAGGAAGCUCUGUAUGCCUUGACGGUGCUAGAGAUGUGCAUGAACCACUGCGGGGAGAAGUUUCAUGGUGAGGUGGCCAAGUUCCGCUUCCUGAAUGAGCUGAUCAAGGUGUUAUCGCCAAAAUACCUAGGGGCCUGGGCCACAGAAAAAGUUAAAGGAAGAAUUGCUGAAAUACUCUAUAGCUGGACUGUGUGGUUUCCAGAAGACAUCAAGAUCCGAGAUGCUUACCAGAUGCUGAAGAAACAAGGAAUCAUUAAACAAGAUCCUAAACUACCAAUGGAUAAAAUCUUACCCCCACCUUCUCCCUGGCCCAAGAGCUCCAUCUUUGAUGCUGAUGAAGAAAAGUCAAAGCUUCUGACACGGCUUCUGAAGAGCAGCCACCCGGAGGAUCUUCAGGCUGCAAAUCGGCUGAUCAAGAGCUUGGUCAAAGAGGAACAGGAGAAAUCAGAGAAGGUGUCCAGGAGAGUCAGCGCGGUGGAGGAGGUGCGAAGCCAUGUGAAGGUGCUGCAGGAGAUGUUGAGCAUGUACCGCCGGCCAGGGCAGGCCCCGCCAGACCAGGCAGCCUUGCAGGUUGUGUAUGAAAGGUGUGAGAAGCUGCGGCCCACACUGUUCCGGCUGGCGAGUGACACCACUGAUGACGACGAUGCACUUGCCGAGAUUCUCCAGGCAAAUGACCUCCUUACUCAGGGAGUUCUGCUGUACAAACAGGUCAUGGAGGGUCGUGUCACCUUUGGGAGCACAGUGACCAGCUCAGUGAAAGACACACCUGUCUCCAGAGUCUUCCAGAAUCCAGCAGACAGCAUGAAGAAUUGCCCCUUGAUUGACCUGGAGGUGGACAGUGGCCCUGAGCAGGCUGGGUCUGUGGCACCAUCUUUGCUUCAUCAGGACUUGGCAGCCUUAGGGAUCAGUGAUGCUCCCAUCAAGGGCAAGGUUGCUGGCCAGAAAUGCUGUAAAGAAAAGGAGAAUCCCACCACCAGCACACUACCCGGAGGUGAUAAUCUAAAGAGUUCUUCUGCAGACAGGAACUUACUGGACCUUCUGUCCCCACAGCCUACUCCAGGGCCUCUGAAUUAUGUUCCACAGAAAAGUAUCCCCAAGGAAGUGCCACCAGGUACUAAAUCAUCUCCAGGUUGGUCCUGGGAGGCUGGCCCGUUGGCUUCUUCCCCCGCCUCUCAGAAUACACCUCUGGCUCAAGUGUUUGUCCCUCUGGAGUCUGUAAAGCCCAGCAGCCUGCCUCCUGUUAUUGUGUAUGAUCGGAACGGCUUCAGGAUUCUGCUCCACUUCUCCCAGACGGGGGCACCUGGCCACCCAGAGGUGCAAGUGUUACUGCUGACCAUGAUGAGCACUGCUACCCAGCCUGUCUGGGAUAUCAUGUUUCAAGUGGCAGUGCCAAAGUCCAUGCGAGUGAAGCUGCAGCCAGCAUCCAGCUCCAAGCUUCCUGCAUUCAGUCCUUUGAUGCCUCCAGCUGUGAUAUCUCAAAUGUUGCUGCUUGACAAUCCACACAAAGAACCUAUCCGGUUACGGUAUAAGCUGACAUUCAACCAGGGUGGACAGCCCUUCAGCGAAGUAGGAGAAGUAAAAGACUUUCCUGACCUGGCUGUCUUGGGGGCAGCUUAACUUUUCACAAGAUGGACCCUUCAAGUCAAGCUUUGACUGUGUUCUCUUGCUGUCUUGUCAGGACUAGUCAUGGUGAUUUCGUGCAGAGUGCCAAGAAUUCUAUCCUGAUGUUAGGCUCUGAAUGCUAACCUCUGACCUGUUUGUUUUUCAGAGACUGUGCGUGUGUGUUGUCAGGGGCUGGGGGUGGGGAAAGCAGGGCUUGGAAUGUGGGCAGUGUGGGAGAUGCCAAAGCAUUUCUGAUGACCAUCUCUGCUGCAAUCCUGUUUCUGCAUGUUGGCGGACACUGAUGUCUCUGCCUCAGGUUGGAAGUUUUAUAAGCCAAAGUUUAUUUCAUGUAUUGUUAUCUGUUGGUUCAUCCACGCUGUGCCUUGUCAGCCUCUGAAAGUCUUGGUUGCUCCUAGGCUGCUGUUCUCAGGGACCUUAAAAGGGACCUGGUUGGUCUUGGGGCAGAGAGUGUCAUCCAAGGCACUCUCUUCCAAGAAAGACCUUGUCUCCAUUUUCAUUCAGGAAUGCUGCUUGCAUGUGUUGGGAAAGAUCUCCUAAAUAGAAUGCUUGUUGCACUGUUUCCAGAUGAGGGACUGCCGUGAGACCAGAAGACCACACUUUUUGAGCCAAUCACGUCCUUCACCACUGUGCCUUAAGUUGCCCUUGAGGGAUCUCUGGGGCAGGAGGAAAGCAGACUCUAGGCCUUGCACAGGCCUCAGGUUCUUUGGGUUGAACAGCCUGUCUGGGCCCUUACUCAGGACCCUCAUUUCUGUCCUCAUUCUGUUUGUUCACAAGCAUUUUCUCAAAUCUCUUUGUGAUACCAUGUUAUAAAUCAUAGCAGGUCAACUCUUGCCUAUUGACUUCACAAUGCAAGAUGUGGAACUCUGAUGUAGAUAGGAAAAGAGUUCAGCAGUGAUUUAAGUAGUGACUAAAUAUAGAAAACCAUUUAAUAAAUACCAUGUAGUGAAUCUGCCUUGUGGAGUAUUGAAUAGGUAGGAGAUGCAGAGCCAAUUGUUUUUAGGGUUAUAGGCCAGAAGAGAAUUUUCUCCUGUUAAGAAGAAAAAUUUGAUGAAGGAUGUAGAGCUUUACCUGCCUUAGUGGGAGCAAAGAAAGAUCUGAGGAAAUCUGGAAGUGGGUUACUCUUAUAUAUGAAGGGGGAAAUUCAGGCAUAUAAAUAGUUCUUAGUGCUUGCUUGUGUGCUGGGAACUUUGAUGUGCAUGUUUAGCAAGUCCUGCUUGGCCAGUUCAGUAGGAGAAGGAAUGUGAGCCUGGCUGAGGUGGAUUGAGGAAGGGCUGAGAAGUUGGCAGGAUUCUGCCUCAGAAACUUAAUAUUCUGUUUAGAACUCUUAGUUACAGGGUCUGGUGCUCUUGGCAUUUUUUUUGACUUCUAUGUAUAAUUAGAAGUCUAAGGGCUGGGGAUUUAGCUUAGUGGCAUAAGCGCCUGCUUUGCAAGUGUACGGUUUGAUUCCCUGCACCAAAAAAAAAAAAAAAAAGUCUGGGUGAGUGUGGUGGUGCAUGCCUAUAAUCCUAGCACUUGGGAGGCUGAGGCAGGAUCACUGCAAUUUUGAGGCCAGCCUUAACUAUGCAGUGAGACCUUGUCUCCAAAAAGAAGAACAAAACAAAACAAAAAGUCUGCCAGCAUUAUUUGGUGGGAAUGAGUUGGAUAAUUUUUAAGCAAAUGUGAAAAUUUAUAAACUAUAAAUGGGGAAGCCAGGCAUGGUGGUGCAUGCCUAAAAUCCCAGCACCCUGGAGGCUAAAGCAGGAGGACUGUUGCAAGUUCAAGACCAGCUUGGGUUACAAACUAAGCUCAAGGCCAGUAUGAACUGCAUAGCAAGAACCUAUCUCAAAAAACAAAACAAAAACCAAACAAUGGGGGUGGAUUCUUCAUUUGACAUAAUUCAUGUAAGACUUAACUUUUUUUUUUUUUUUUUUGUAUUUUUACCAGUACCAGGGAUUGAACUCAGGACCACAUGCUUGCAAGGCAGGCACUUAUGCCGCUGAGCUAAAUCCCCAGCCCCAAGACUUAACUUUAAUCUGAAAUGAUAUUCAGGUGUUCUUAACUUUUGUAGAUGCCUUAGCUAUUACAUAAAGUCUUCCAGGAAUACCCACCAUAAUCACAUGUGCCUAUGAAGAACUUGUCAUGGGACACAUGGAAACACAGGCUUUUUAUCUUGUAAUUGGAAGGUAAAUUCUUACAUGCACCUAAAGAUCCUUCUGUUUCCAGGAGAAAAUGGUACCUUGCCUAGAUAGGGUUGGACAGAAUAGGGUAUCGCCCAGCCAUGACUCAGGUGCUGUUGUGGGCAUUAUAGAUAUUUUGAUGAAGGUCUUCUGGUGAGGGAUGCAUUCAUAGUGUGUCAGCUGGACACCUGACUGUAAACAGUGAGUAUACUUUCUUGUUUUUGGUCCGUAAUCAUUGACCUACCUCUGCCCCUUAAAUGUGGUGGCCUUAAGGGUCUUUUAAAUCUAUACAGACAGCUUGGCAGUCAUAUCCUUUGAAACCAUCAGAUGAAUCUAGCCCUCCACAUCUGUAUUUCACACUGUCAGUAGAUGUCUUUAUCUAGGGUGCCACUGUUGCUUCUGAACCCAUCCCCUUGCACCUGAGCCUUAAUGGAUCCUGGAUUCCUGCUUCAUCUGUAUAUCCACUGUUCUGUUUCAUAGAGUAUGUUUUCUAGAUGUUGCCACAUCCAACCUCACUUGUAAUCCCAGUGCUCCUGGAGGCUGAGGCAGCAUGUUGAAGGCCAGCCUUACUAAUUUAGUAACUUAGCAAAAAUCCUGUCUUUAAAACAAAAGGGGCUGGAGCUGUUCAGUGGAAGGAUCUUGAGUUUAAUCCUCAGUACUGGAAAGGAAAAACCUUGAAGUAGAUCUACUAAUAUCAGACAAAAUGAACUUUUUUUUUUUUUUUUUUUGGUCUUUUUUAUUUUUAUCAGUACCGGGGAUCGAACUCAUGACUGCCUGCUUGCAAGGCAGGUACUUAUGCCGCUGAGCUAAAUCCCCAACCCCUGACAAAAUGAACGUCUAAUAUGCUAGAGAUGAAGGUACAUUUAUUGUGUAUUAUGUUAAUAUAUUGCAAAAUAUAAAAAUCAGCCCCAAAUACCUGAAGCAAAGUGGACUAGUUAACAGAGUUGCAAUUUUGAUACCCUAUUUUCAAAGAUUGGUAGAAGAAUUAGAAAGUCAACAAGGAUAUAAAGUAGUUAGACACCACCAGUCACUGAGUUUACCCAUGACUAAAGGGACUCUUUUUUUUUUUUGUAUCAGGAAUCAAACUCAGGACCCUGUGCUUGCCAGGCAGAGGCUUAUAUUGCUGAGCUAUAUUCCCGGCCCAGUGCUCUUUGUUGUUGUUGUUUUUUGGUGCACAUGAAAUAUUUUCCAGAACAGAACAAAGUUAAGGACAUAGUUUAAUCACAUGUAAAAGUUUAUUUAGAUCAUAAAGUUUUCGGUUUUUUGUUUGUUUUUUGUUGUAGGGGGAAGGUGUUUUGUUUCAUUUCACUUUUUUUGUUUUUGAGACAGGGUCUCACUGUGCAGCCCAGGCUGACCUUGAAUUUAUAGCAAUCUUGCCUCAGCCUCCCGAGUAUGGGAUUACAAGUGUGCACCACCACACCCAGGACAGUUUAUUUUAUAACCACAUGGGUUGAAAUUAGAAAUCUGAGAAAUACUGGAUUUUUUGUUUGUACAUUUUAGAUAUACAUGAUAACAUUUAUCAUAGGGAAUUUAUACUGAUAAAUGAUACCUCUUUCGCUGCUUUUUUUCCCCAUUUCCUUUCCUUCAGCCUUUUUUCUACUCAUUUACAAAAGCAUUGUUUCCAUUUUUUCCCCUUGGGUUUUUUUCUUUUUUUCUUGUUUCUUCCUACAAUUCAUGGAUUAAGUCACAAAUGUAAUUAGAAAAAAAAUUUUUUUUUUCAGACAGGAUUUUGCUAUGUAGUUCAUGCUGGUCUUGAACUCACUAUGUAGUCUAGGUUGGCCUUGAACUUGUGAUGAUCCUCCUGCCUCAGCCCCCCCCCCCAAGUAUUGGUAUUAUUGGUAUGUCACACCAUGCCCAGACAAAUUAUUUUGAAUCAAAUGAAAAUGCAUCAAAAUUUGAGAAUAUUAAUAAUUUUAAAUGGUUGUGUUAGAAAAAAAUUCAGAUCAGUAACCUAAGAUUCCACUUUAAUAUACUAGACAAGAAUAAGCUUAAGAAAACAGAAGAAACUGAUCAGUGAAAAAUCAUUGACAAAAUCUGGGUGUAGUUGUACACACUGGUAAUCCUAGCAUUCAAGGAGGCUGAGGCAGGAAGAUUGCCCAGAGUUUGAAGCUAAUCCAAUCUACAUAUGAAAAUCUUGCCUCUGGGAAAAAUUUUUCAAAAAAACGUAAAGGAAAACAUGGUUCUCUGAAGUGAUUAAUGAAAUUAUGAGUGUCAGCUAGACUAGGGAGCCACUCCUUCCAGUUCUCUUUCCUGUUAGAAGCCCGGCUGAAUAGCAGGUGGUCAUCUGUCAGGCUAGCCAGUGAAAAUUGACUUAUAGCCUCUCUCCAUUCCUCACAUACCACCUGAGCUCUUCUGUCCAAUCAGCAGUGGUGUUAGAUUCUCACAGGCAUGCAAAGCCUGCUGUGAAGUGUGCACUUGAGGGCUCUAGGUUGCUUGUUUGCUUAUGAUGAUCUGAGGUGGAGCUGAGUUGGUGAUGCUAGCAUUGGGUGGCAGGUGCAAAUACAGGUUAACAUUAGCACAGACUUCAGUAAGUGGUGACCAUAAUCUGUUACUUGCAGACAUCAAAACCUUACUGGUGAGUAGCCAGUGACAACUGAGUUGCACUUGGUGGCAAGCUAUAUAGAGGCAGGUGACAUAAUGUACUUCAAUUAUGUUUAUCACCUCUUUCCCAUACAUAGUAUACACUUGUUUCAGUCACAGUUUUGGUAAGCCUAUAAGCUAAUUCUAACCGAAAUGAAUAGAAACCUAACAUCUCUGGAGAGUUUCUUUUGAAAGAAGGCAAGACCUAGUGGAAGACUAAAACUGCCAACAAAGGGAAAGUACAUUUAAGAGAAAAUGUGAGUCCUUACAGGUUCACUGCAAUGUUCAUAUUCUCCCAAGUACAUUUGGUAUAAUGUAUGGUGAACAGCUAGCCAGUGAAGCCAUGAAAUGUUCAAAGUUAAUUUGCUACAUGGAGACCAAGCACCCUGCACCAAAGGAUGAGCCUUAGGAGUUUUUCAAAAGAAGAAAAUAUGACCACAAAGAACAAAAGCAGUUAUUGAAGACCACUUUAUCAGAUGUGUCAGUACUGAGAAUAUCAUUUUUACUGGCUAACUGCAUUGCUGAAGCUAAGAAGCCCUUCACUAUUGGACAAAAGUUGAUCCUGUUGGGGACAUUUGCAAACUUUUAGGACAGGCUGGGAUUCAUAAGGUACCAUGUGUUGUUCUUUUGGCUAGCGUCCUAACUAGAUGAAAUAAUGAAACAGAUGACAUUUGAAUUUGUGGCACUAUUGUUAAAAAAAAAAAAAAAACCAAAGAAACAGAUGACAUUGUUAGGAUUAGUAAAUUGCCAUGGUACACAAUCCAGGUUGAUAAGUCUGCUGAUGUUGACAAGGCAACAGUGCUUAUUGUGUAGCGUUUCACUAUGAUGUGCAUGAGGAUUAUGUUGUGUGCACUUCUGUUGCCAACACUAGCUGCAACCUAUUAGGAAAACUUAAUUGGUCUUUUGUUUCAGUGUAUGCAUGGCUAGUAUGGCUGCUGUGACUGGACAGCUUUCUGGUUUCACUACUCAGGACAAAGGUUGCUUCUGAGUGAGUCUGCACUGUCCUCCAUAGAGAAAUGCUGUCUAGCCAAAAAAUGUCACCUGAACUUAAUGUUUUGCAGGAUGUGAUUACAGUAUCCACAUUAAAGUACAUGCCCGUAGCUUA
Molecule: messenger RNA, 7817 nt
Organism: Cavia porcellus (domestic guinea pig)
Lineage: Eukaryota; Metazoa; Chordata; Mammalia; Rodentia; Caviidae
Gene: Gga2
Product: golgi associated, gamma adaptin ear containing, ARF binding protein 2
Exons: 17
Coding region: 117-1970 (617 amino acids)
Biological process (GO): intracellular protein transport; protein localization to cell surface; Golgi to plasma membrane transport
Cellular component (GO): trans-Golgi network
Molecular function (GO): small GTPase binding; ubiquitin binding; phosphatidylinositol binding
Source: RefSeq, a predicted model, not a curated record